This is a messenger RNA of Erinaceus europaeus (western European hedgehog), 1848 nucleotides long. RefSeq names its product CD200 molecule (gene CD200). Gene Ontology annotation, molecular function: cell-cell adhesion mediator activity. NCBI's taxonomy places the organism in Eukaryota, Metazoa, Chordata, Mammalia, Eulipotyphla, Erinaceidae. The record is from RefSeq and is a predicted model, not a curated record. Gene Ontology annotation, biological process: negative regulation of macrophage activation; regulation of immune response. The transcript has 4 exons. Bases 145 to 606 code for a protein of 153 amino acids.
UUAAGCAGGGAAGUCCAGAAAACAUGGUCACCUACAGCAAGAACCAUGGGGUUGUGCUUCAGCCUCCUUAUAAGGAUAAAGUAAAUAUCACCCAGCUGGAACUCAGAAACUCAACCAUUACCUUCUGGAAUACCACCCUGGAGGAUGAUGGAUGUUAUAAUUGUUUCUUCAAUACCUUUGGUUCUGGGAAGAUCUCAGGAAUCACCUGCCUCAGAAUCAUUGCCCACAGGAUUUCUUCACUAUAAACUUUUUGAAGAUCACCUAAAUGUUACUUGUUCUGCCAAUGCACGCCCAGCUCCUAUGAUUUUAUGGAAUGUUUCUGGAUCAGGCUUUGAGAACAGUACUGAAAUCAUCUACCAUCCCAAUGGAACUACAUCUGUCACUAGUGUUCUCCAUUUCAAAGACCCAAAGAGUCAGGUGGGGAAGCAGUUGAUCUGCUUGGUGAAGCACCUGGAGAAUGUGAAAGUCUUUAAGGAAACAGUGCACAAAGGUUUUUGGUUUUCAGUUCCACUAUUGUUGAGUAUUGUUUCCCUGAUAAUUCUUCUGGUCUUAAUCUCAAUCUUAUUAUAUUGGAAACGUCAUCGACACCAGGAUCGAGAGCCCUAGAGAAGAUGCACAGCUCCCUGAAGUUAUUCCCUGAUGUACUUGAAUCUGACUGCGAAGGAAACAGGUGGGGGACAAGGUGAUUCUCCAAGUUACCUAAAGAAUAAGUGAGGUGGGAGUAAAAGAAUUCCAAGACUUCCUACAGCCGUCUAAGCUAGUGUUGUAUGAGUCCAAGAAGUCAUUUUACCUCUCAGGUCUGUUGUAGGACUUGAUUUUAUAAAGUAAUUCAGAGUUAUACUAUGGAAAGGGCACUGGACAUAGAAUCAAGAAUCUUGGCUUCACCUGGUGGCACAACUAUGAUAGGCCCUUUGUCUCAGUGAGUUUCCAUGUUUGUGUUAAGAAAAGUAAGUUAUUGGGCCAGAGACUUUGGCGUUAUCUUCUCAAAACUGAUGUAAUUCCAGUAAAUAAGAAAUAAGCAAAGAGACAGAAAUUCAAAAGUGAAAGAAUAUGAAAACCAGUAUGAGAACCAAAGAAUUUUUCUGAAACUACACUACCUUUUGCCUUUCUGUUGUUACAUCUCUUUUUUUGUUGUUCUUAGGUCUGUGAGUCUGUGUAUGUAUCACUUUGUGUCUAAUCUGCUACCUGUUUACUGUUUUGUAAUAGCUAGUCUUCCCAGAACUCUUAGCUUGCCCACAAUUGUUCAUGUUUACCCGAGUAAGAGCAUGAACAUUGGACUUAAUUUAUUGCAGAAUGGCAUUGUAGAUUUUGCUUAUCUCUUUUACUAGGUGACUAGAUAUUGUUAAUCUUAGAUAGUAGAUUACCUUCUCAAAAAAAACAUGCAGCCCUCAUCUAUUUGACUUAUAAUGUGACCCCAGCCAUAUUUUCAACAUUCUGAAUUCAGUCUAGUUUAAUGAAAAUAUAUUAUGAAAACAAUCAUUUAGGGAGUUUCCUGAAUUAAAGUUAGCAAUUCAAAUGCUUUGUCUCUCCUGAAUUCAUUCUCCAUAAGUUAAUUUAGCAGAGGAGGCACAUUCCUUUAUUAUACAUUUUCCAUUAUUAUAAAUGCAUCAUUCUGACUAUUGGGUCAAAUUUGGAAUUCUUAAGACCAAAUUAGUGACUUUUUCCCAUACUUUUUGUUGUUCUUUUUUCUUGUCUUUGUCCAAUGACCUAGAAAAUAAAUUUUAAGUUGUUUUCACUAUUAGAUUGCAUAUUUAUAUAUUUAGUAAACUUUACAUGUUAUUUAAUUCUGUAUUAUUUCUUAUAAUUGUAUUAAAAGACUCAAUUAUUAAAAACAUCCAUCAACUCUGA